This is a messenger RNA of Paramecium pentaurelia, 1089 nucleotides long. NCBI's taxonomy places the organism in Eukaryota, Ciliophora, Oligohymenophorea, Peniculida, Parameciidae. The record is from the annotation of a GenBank genome assembly.
AUGGGAAAUCAAAAAUCAACAUAUAAGUGGUAUAAUUCACAAAAAUCAGAUUUCUAAAAUGUACUUGCAAUAAAUCAUGAUAAUUCUGUUCUUGCAGUAGGUAAUAGAGAAGAAAUCAAAAUUUUCAAAAUUUUGCACUACAAAGAAUACAAUGUUGAAAAUUUAACUGAAUAAGAGGAAGAGGAGCUUUAUGCAAGUGAAGGAAAAGCUUUAAAAUAACUUUUGAUUUGUGAUGGGAAUAUUGGUUACGUCACAACUCUUUAAUUUUUACAAUCUGAAAAACAUGCUAAUUUCUUUCUUUCUGGUUCAGAACAUUUGAUAAAUAUUUGGGCCCCAGAUGAUUAAUUAAUGCCAUAUUGCUGGUAAUCAAAAUUUAAGAUUGAAUGGACCUAUUCAAAAAUUAAUUGUGUCAUCAUUCAUCCAAAUGAAAACCUAAUUAUUAGUGGUGAUAAUGAAAAUGUGAAAUUAUGGUAGUAACAAGAUUAGUAUGUUUGUUAAUAGAUAAUAAAUGAACAUAAAAUGCCUAUAUAUGGUUUAUCAAUAAGCCCAGAUGGAAAAAAAUUAAUUUCAAUUGGAGCAGAUUAAAAUCUUUUUGUAAUGACAGGUUUAGAAAAAGAAACUUUGUAAGUCAUUUAGAAGAUCUAAUUUAAUGAAUUAUUACUUCGAAUCUGUUUUAUUACUAAUUAAAUUUUUACUCUUCAAUCAUCUAAAUCAUCUACAGGAUCAAAAAAUUUAUAAAUAUUCAAAAUGGAUCUGAAUGAGAAAUUUUAGAUUGCCAAAAAUAUUUCUUUACAAGGAAAGGGUCAACAUGAUUUAGGAGAUUGUCAACCAAAUUAUAUUCCUUCUAAAUAAAUAUUAAUGAUUAAGAGUGGUUAUUCUAUAAAUAUUAUAAGAUUUAUUCUAUACAAUCCAUAAUUUAAAGGUUUAGAUGGGGAAUUCGAUUGUUAAUUAGAAUAAUCAAUUAAUUUUGGCCAUGAUUGGGUAUUUGGAACAAUUAGUCAUGAUGGACAAUUCUUAAUUACCUGGGAUUCUAAAUCUCAUAAGACCUAAAUAAAAAAAUAUUAUCAGAAGAUGGAUCAAUAAAUUUGA